This is a messenger RNA of Ceraceosorus guamensis, 853 nucleotides long. RefSeq lists its product as hypothetical. The transcript has 3 exons. The record is from RefSeq and is a predicted model, not a curated record. Bases 236 to 631 code for a protein of 131 amino acids. Lineage: Eukaryota; Fungi; Basidiomycota; Exobasidiomycetes; Ceraceosorales; Ceraceosoraceae.
CAAAGUGACCAGCUGCUUCGUCGCUUGAUGCGGGGCUAGGUCAAGCGUGUCUUUUCGAGGUUAUAACGUACAAAUGUACUGCCCUAGCUUGUCCCCUUCUGUAUUUGCCGACGAGCUCACCGAUCUUGCUAUCCGCAUCCUUUCUAGCCUUUCAGUACUUCAUCAGCCCUUCCUCAAUUAAAAUUGACAGAAGACUCGAGGAGAUCACCUUUUCCACACACGUCUGCUGGUGAAGAUGUGGCCCUCGCUGUACGCUGGAUCCAUCGCUCUGCUUUGCACCGUUUUGUUGGCCACUGCUGUCCAAGAUGCUGGAGCAGCGAAAGCAGGCCGACAGUCCCUGCAAAAGCGACUCAACAUGCAUCUCCCAGAGAAUCACUCGGUCGCUUGGUUAAAUGAUCAGAACGUCGUUCAAUUCGAGGCGCAUCCUACCAAGGGGUUCACGACCAUGUUUGGAAAGGGCUACAACCUGCGCGCUACCGAGGUUACCUCAAAAAUUGCAUCGGACGAUGCUCAGAGACACGGCCUUCGACAAGUGAUCAAGGAUCUUAAAACGAACGAGUUCAAGAGAUGGUCCCCUGCUACUGACUCGUGGUGCCCGUCGACGGCCGAGUCGAGUAUGGACGUCCUGUGACCAGAUCUAUGACCGGCAAGCUUCGCUCUGCAGGUGAGACGUCUCAGGUUCGGGCACAUCAGCGACACACCGGAUCGCAUGAAAGUGGCGCAUCCAACUAGACCUCACAAGCUAGACCUAGGGACGACGAUGUUGAUGCAGCAAGACGCCGAGCAGACAGACAAUCGAACCUUUUGACCGUUUCCGUUCGCGCCACAGAGUGCUUGCCCAGGGUUACCGUGG